Messenger RNA from Jaminaea rosea, 1460 nucleotides. RefSeq lists its product as hypothetical. The transcript has a single exon. Lineage: Eukaryota; Fungi; Basidiomycota; Exobasidiomycetes; Microstromatales. Gene Ontology annotation, cellular component: mitochondrial inner membrane peptidase complex; membrane. The coding region runs from base 99 to 1355 and encodes 418 amino acids. Gene Ontology annotation, biological process: mitochondrial respiratory chain complex assembly. The record is from RefSeq and is a predicted model, not a curated record. Gene Ontology annotation, molecular function: serine-type endopeptidase activity.
UGAGAUGGACGAUUGAGAGGCACAGCUUUCGCGCCGCUUCCCCACUCUCAUCCUCAAGGCGAAGCAGGAGGGCAAGCAAACUGCAAGGCGAUUGAUUCAUGGCUCAGAGGGUGGGAUGGAGUCUUACAAGGGCAAUACCGUUACUCUGCGAGCCGAGAGCAGGACCAUCAAGACUGCCUCGCUGUCAUGACACUGCUCUCUUGGCCUUUCCGCGCCCUUGUACGAUCAAGGCGAGGCCAUCGACAGGCAGGCGCAGCUAUGCCAGUCAUCCUCCUACCCGACCUACUCCCCGGAUACAAACAACAUCUGCAGGAGAAAACUCCUCCUCUCGUCCCUCACGCGCAUUCAGAUACUCCCUCCUUGGCGUGCUCGCCUGGAUUCCUGUCCUCAUCUUCGUAGACGACCACAUCUUCUUCUUCGGACUCAUCAACGGCGGGUCAAUGACGCCCUCUCUCAACCCCGCCUACUCCACGCACGGUAUCUCUGCACCGAGGGACGUUGUGUUGCUCAAUCGUUUCACAGCAGAGCUAGACGAAUGGGAAGUAGGCGAUGUCGUCGUGCUCGUCUCGCCGCGCGAUCCGAACAUGCAUUUGACCAAGCGCAUACUAGGCUUGCCAGGUGAUGUGGUGAGAUUCGUGGACCCGGAGAUGCAAAGCCGGGGAGCAGAGGCGAAAGGGAAGGGCAAAGCGGUGUGGUCCAGAGUAAGGAUUCCUCCAGGCCACUGUUGGGUUGAAGGGGAUUCGAGCGUAUUUGCCAAAGCGAAGGGUGGGGGAGUAAUGUCGAUGGCUGAUGGGUCGACGCACUCGUCCGCCUUUAAGAAGGCAGAUGGGACCAACUCGCCCUCCUCGGUGUCGCAACAGCGUCGCUCAUUCUCUUCAUCGUCAACAUACGUCGACACCUCGCAAGACUCCCGUCACUUCGGCCCUGUCCCCCUCGCUCUCCUCACCGCCCGCGUGUCUCACAUCCUCUACCCGCCUUCACGAUUUGGACCCAUUUCCCGAACACGCCCCGAUGGGUCGACACCAGCCCCUGCUUCUCGACCUGGGGUCGCUGGAGGGAGUGGAUGGCCAUGGGAGUGGGACUGGGCUAGAAUGUUGGGCAUGAGGGAGGGAGAAGAAAGAAGGGAGAGGAGGGGGAAAGAGUUGGAAAAAUGGAGAUUGAGGAGGGCCAGGGAGGAUUCGAUGCUCAGUCCGUACUUGGUGGAUGAGAAGGGAGAGGAUGACGACAGGGUGAGGAGAGACAACGACAAGGACGGCGAGCUGUCGCCCGAGGAUGAGGCGAGGAGAGAGGUGCUGAGGCAGAGAUAUAACCUGCUCAGCCGUGGUGGCCAGUUGGGAGAGACCGCGGAGGGCUGACGGGCAGAAAGCAGCUCGUAGCAAUAUGUAUGCAACAGAUACGCUCAACAAAGACUGAACGCAAGGAUGAGGUCACGUCGAUGAUGCCCAGAAUGAUAUGUGAGG